Molecule: messenger RNA, 594 nt
Organism: Eimeria necatrix
Lineage: Eukaryota; Apicomplexa; Conoidasida; Eucoccidiorida; Eimeriidae
Product: phosphatidylinositol N-acetylglucosaminyltransferase subunit, putative
Exons: 3
Coding region: 1-594 (197 amino acids)
Source: RefSeq, a predicted model, not a curated record
AUGGGCGACUCGACCUCCACAGAGGUGAACGGCUUUGUGGGCUGGCUGACUUCCUUUGUGGCUUUCUUCGCCUACUUCUUCUGGUCCCUCAGCAGCAGAGAGCAGCUCGAGAGGCUCGGCAUCAGCUACUACCCGGACAGGUACUGGGCGCUGUCGCUUCCUGUGUUGCUGCUGGUCGUGCUAGCUGUUGUCUUCUUCGGCUAUGUCUUAAUCAACAUGCUGUACUCCCCGCCUCCUGACGACAUGCGGCAGUUCACAGAUAGUCGAGCCAGGGCGCCUUCCCCAGAAGCUGAGCGUUCGCUCCAGCUUAUGGCUGGCGCGUCUGCUGUAGCAGUGGCAUCAGCGGCCGCAGCAGCAGCAAGAGGUCACCCGCAGCAGGUCAACUGCCAGGACCAUAUCCAGAAGCCUGUUGUGAACUUGCUGCAGCGGCACCAGCAGCAGCACCACCACCACAGGCAUACCGGCACAAUAGGCGACAUCCCUCUUGCACUUGUCUCGCGGGUGUUAUUCCCCUUAAACCCAAACUUGGAGGGCAGACCUGCAGUCCUCGGGGGCCCUCCCUUCUACUACGAGCCGCUCAAGCCCAAGCCCUGA